AUGCGGCCCUUCCGAUUGUCGCAUCCCGCACGCAAGACGACGGCUUUCCAGCAGGUCCGGCAUUUCCACCCAACCCGUCCAGCUCCCUUCAUCAACGAAGCCCUCGAACUCUCCUCCGCCUUUCUCCAUAAUGUCCACGCUAUUUCCGGUCUACCAUGGGCCGUCUCCAUCCCAUUGAGUGCUCUGAUCGUCCGAACAACCGUUGCUCUGCCGCUACAACUCUACAGCAAGAUGCAAGCGAAACGAGAACGGGAUGCGAUACCACUUCUCCAUGCGUGGAACCGAUGCUUUAAAGAGAAUUUGCAGAAAUCAGAGGACUACACUCGCGAGGAUCGCCUAUUGCUCGCCAAAAUGGACCCUACAAGGGCCCAAAAGCAACAACUCAUGAAGCAAUACCUGGAAAGGAAACGAAUCGUACACCGUCGCCUGGGCGUUCCCCGGUUCUGGAAGCCGCUGAACUUCCUCCAACUACCCAUCUGGAUCUCCAUCAUGGAGAGUCUCCGCGCCAUGUCCGGCAAUGACCGUGGUCUAGUGCCCUGGCUACUAUCGCGCCUUGAGCCCGAGUCCGCGGAUCCCUCGUCUGCCCUGCAUCUUGCGGUCGAGCCCUCACUCGCCAAUGAGGGUGCCCUUUGGUUCCCCGAUCUUCUGGCCGGAGAUCCUACCGGUAUCCUGCCUUUGGCACUAACACUAUCUAUCCUGCUGAAUAUCCGAAUGGGUUGGAAGGCCCAGCCUCUGAAGAACCUGGCCGAUCUGCCCAAGGUAGAGAUGUACAAGCAGCUUUCCUUGCGGGGAAUUCGGAUGUUUGUUCAGGUGCUGGCGUUGAAUGUGGGAUUGUCAUCCUACGUAUCAGAGAUGCCUACCGCAUUGAUGAUCUACUGGCUCACCAGUACGAACGUCGCUACGUUGCAGACCUUACUCCUGGAUCGGGUGCUUUUCCCGGUCAAGCCCCUGCCUGUAUGGAAGAGGCACUACGUCAUGUACAAAACACCAAAAAGCCUGGCGCCUCCGGCCAAGAAGUCAUGA
Messenger RNA from Aspergillus tubingensis, 1023 nucleotides. RefSeq names its product putative mitochondrial export translocase Oxa2. Gene Ontology annotation, cellular component: mitochondrial inner membrane. Gene Ontology annotation, molecular function: membrane insertase activity. The record is from RefSeq and is a predicted model, not a curated record. Lineage: Eukaryota; Fungi; Ascomycota; Eurotiomycetes; Eurotiales; Aspergillaceae. Gene Ontology annotation, biological process: protein insertion into mitochondrial inner membrane from matrix; mitochondrial respiratory chain complex IV assembly. The coding region runs from base 1 to 1023 and encodes 340 amino acids. The transcript has a single exon.